AUGACAUCUUUAUCCCUGAAAAGUUUUCAUCCUGGAGGAGACUGUGCAGGAGGAGGCAAAGGAGGUACAAGCAAAUCCAUGUUAUUUCUAAGGCUAUUGUUUAUUUCAAGACACAAUCUGUCAUCCCAGAGGCCAUUUUGGAUAUAAAAUGUACAAUAUACAGUAUAUGCAGUGAUUCUUGAAUAUACCUAUAGCCUAAUAGAUGCCUUAAUUGUUUUCUACCAACAGGAAAGAACGGUUAGUACAGCAUACCAAACUGAACCCUGGGUGCCAGACUGUUGCUGCGGUGGAGAAGGGGUCCACCUGGACCAUCACUAAAGAGCUCUUGGUCCAGCUAGAUUGCGCUCACGACCAUCAGUAUACAACCGAGUCCUGCCGCUAUACGCCUAAGAUGGAGCUGACGGAGAGUGAGAGUGAGAGUGAGAUCAGUGAAGACCAGAACUGA
Messenger RNA from Coregonus sp. 'balchen', 445 nucleotides. The record is from the annotation of a GenBank genome assembly. Lineage: Eukaryota; Metazoa; Chordata; Actinopteri; Salmoniformes; Salmonidae.